Molecule: messenger RNA, 504 nt
Organism: Phytophthora infestans T30-4
Lineage: Eukaryota; Oomycota; Peronosporomycetes; Peronosporales; Peronosporaceae
Exons: 3
Coding region: 1-504 (167 amino acids)
Source: RefSeq, a predicted model, not a curated record
AUGAUACGCAAGCGAGGUUACGCUAUUCGUGGGAAAAUGGCUGCUAUUCGCGGUGAAUUUGAGCGAAAGCCACGGGGCACAUGUGACCGAGUGGAGUUCACAAAAUGCUGUCAAGAUUUCGUACAUUGCCCAAGUGGACCGGUUCGUCAAUACCCUGGUCGAAAUUCAGUCUGGAUCUUGGAUGGCGCUACUAUUCACAGGCACCCAGAGGGUGUGCACUACCUUCGCAGUGUUGACUUCCUGUUUGGCUACGUCAAGCGCUCAUUCCAGCGACACUACCUCGAAUCUAGUGGGCGUGAUCUUAAGCCUUUUGUUGUCCAGACAUUUCACCGGUUCCGACGAUACAAUCUCAGCAAGGUAUUUCAGCACUGUGGAUGGAAUAUUCAAGGUUACUUUGAUCCUGUUGGGCCUCUUUCGAUUGAAAAGCGAACGCAACCAGAACUCAACACAAUGACGACCAGAAAUGAUGACUUGGAGUUUACUGUGCUUGAUGAGGAAUCGUAA